UCGUGUUCAAAAGAGGAGAAGGGAAGAGGGGAGAGGUUUUGGCAGUCGCGAAGACGCUCGGACGAUAGACGCGAAUGGAGGGAGCGAAGCGGUGACAAGCUGAAGCGCAUCAAGAGCCGCUCACGGGAACUGACAGAUAGGGAGAGACUUGCGGGCAAGUUCAGGGAGAUGACGGGAUGACGACGAGCGGACAAGCAGAUGCAGGAUGGAGAGUCUCAAAGUCAAAGCAUGACCAGAUUCAAUUGCUGCCGCCAAGCCGCUAGGGCGUUGGAAAGGCUGGAGGAUCCCAUCCUCUUUCUCCGAGUCAGUUCUUUCGUGCGUGUCGGGGGAGAGGGGGGUGUUGUUGCGUUCCAAUUACUUGCCCCGAGGUUUCCGGUUAUCACAAUCAAAUUCAGUGGAGAUUGCACCAGUUGGACGCGAUGGCUUGGGAACUGGGAAGGGCUUCUUUUCCCUUUUCAGCCCUGUCGGGCCAGAAAUAGAAAAGUCACGGAAAAUGACAGCCGCGAUUACCAUACCGUCUCGAACACCUCCCAUACCGUCUCAUACGGUAUUGUUCCCGUCGGUUCAGCUUCAGGUUCUGUCUGAUGCUGAUCCGGAUUUCCACUCAUCUCAGCCUCUCCCCUUCUCUCCUCUCUCUGUGUCUCUGUCUUUUUCUCUCUCUUUCCCUCUUUCUCUUCCGUUUCACUGCCCACCGCUCUCACGGGGCCUCGCCAUCUCUUCCCUGCUCUGCGACAUCCAUUCCCCCCUUAACCCAC
Molecule: messenger RNA, 755 nt
Organism: Aspergillus vadensis CBS 113365
Lineage: Eukaryota; Fungi; Ascomycota; Eurotiomycetes; Eurotiales; Aspergillaceae
Exons: 2
Coding region: 199-585 (128 amino acids)
Source: RefSeq, a predicted model, not a curated record